Messenger RNA from Olea europaea var. sylvestris, 1746 nucleotides. Its product is annotated as serine/threonine-protein kinase AFC2-like. Gene Ontology annotation, biological process: protein phosphorylation. Gene Ontology annotation, cellular component: nucleus. The transcript is spliced from 11 exons. Lineage: Eukaryota; Viridiplantae; Streptophyta; Magnoliopsida; Lamiales; Oleaceae. The coding region runs from base 87 to 1394 and encodes 435 amino acids. Gene Ontology annotation, molecular function: ATP binding; protein kinase activity. The record is from RefSeq and is a predicted model, not a curated record.
CGCAUUAUCUUAUCAAAUUCCAGAGUCUCUCUCUCGAAGGAGCCAAACCUUUCUCUUUCUAGAUAAUUUCAUAUCACAAGAUUUUUAUGUAUUCUGAAAUGGAAAUGGAACGUGUGAUGGAGUUGACGAUGGAUCGGCGACCGAGGAAGAGGCCGCGUUUGGGUUGGGACGUUUUACCUCUGGAAUCUCCUAAGGCUCAGCUAGGACUAUUUUGUGGACAAGAGCUUUGUAAUGUGACAAGCAAUGCACCUUCAAGCGCAAUAUCAGAUCUUCCUAGUUCUCUCUUUGUUAAGGACCUGGCACAAAAUGGUUCUCCUCAGUGGCGAGAAGAUGACAAGGAUGGGCAUUAUAAGUUUGAGCUUGGAGAAAACUUAACUUCUCGCUAUAAAAUUCACAGCAAGCUGGGUGAAGGGACCUUUGGCCAGGUUCUAGAGUGCUGGGAUAAGGAAAAAAAAGAAAUGGUUGCUAUUAAAGUUGUUCGUGGAAUUAGAAAAUAUCGUGAUGCAGCAAUGAUUGAGGUAGAGGUGCUCCAACAACUUGGAAGGCAUGACAUAGGCGGCAAUCGUUGUGUACAAUUACGGAACUGGUUUGACUAUCGUAACCAUAUCUGUAUUGUCUUUGAGAAGCUUGGGCCAAGCUUAUACGAUUUUCUACGCAAAAACAAUUAUCGCUCAUUUCCCAUUGAUCUAGUUCGUGAGAUUGGCAGACAACUAUUGGAAUGUGUAGCAUUUAUGCAUGAUUUGCACCUCAUCCAUACUGACUUGAAGCCUGAGAAUAUUCUUCUAGUCUCAUCGGAAUACAUAAAAGUUCCUGACUACAAGGGUUCGUCAAGGUCCCCAAAGAGUGCUUCCUACUACAAGAGAAUUCCGAAGUGUAGUGCUAUUAAGGUAAUUGAUUUUGGUAGCACAGCUUAUGACAAGCAGCAUCAGACGUACACUGUAUCUACAAGACAUUAUCGAGCUCCAGAAGUUAUUCUAGGACUUGGGUGGAGUUAUCCCUGUGAUGUGUGGAGUGUUGGCUGUAUCUUAGUGGAGCUUUGCUCGGGUGAAGCAUUGUUCCAAACGCACGAGAAUUUGGAACACCUUGCUAUGAUGGAGAGGGUCCUUGGACCUCUACCCCAGCACAUGUUGAAAAGAGCGGAUCGACAUGCAGAGAAAUAUACUAGAAGAGGUAGGUUAGACUGGCCGGAAGGAGCGCCAUCUAGAGAUAGUAUCAAAGCUGUUUUGAAAUUGCCUCGCCUUCAAAACCUUGUUAUGCAGCAUGUAGAUCAUUCCGCAGGAGAUCUUAUUCAUCUAUUACAAGGACUUCUUAGGUAUGAUCCUUCAGAAAGGUUUUCAGCUUGUGAGGCUCUUAGGCAUCCUUUCUUCACCAAGGAUCAUCUAAGGAGAUUCUGAGAAAACUGGCCUAAUGCAGCUUCUGGCUGAGGAUGAGGCGCAUAUGGUUUCUUGCAGUGUGCAGUGAUUUAUUUGGUCCCAGACUUGAGUGAAGUGGUGCAUGGUGUUUGCCUUAAUUUUAUCCAGUAGAGAAACUAAUGUAAAAGUAGAUUCCUUCUACAAGAAAUGUAUAUCUGACAAUGCUUCGUUGAUUGCCUCUGGCGUGUACAUGUUCUGACCAGCUAAUCGAAAUGCUAACACGUCUUAGAUUUAUAAUUUUUAAGCUCCAAAUGAGUAGGAUGUGGUUUGACAACUGAAAUUGUACUGUUCUUGACAUAAUAUCUUAAUUUUCAAGAUGUUUAUAUUUUUGUUU